CCAGGGGCAGGGAAUAUGGGCCCAGGAGGAACCCCAGUAAGAACCCGGAGCAGCAUGGCAGCCUCCAACUUUGUGCAGGAGAUGCGUUCCAUAGGGGAGAGGCUGCUGCACAAGCUGCAGAGGCUGCCCCAGGCCGAGCCCGUGGAGAUCGCGGCCUUCUCAGUCCUUGUCAUUUUCACAGCCACCGUGGUGCUGCUGCUGCUGAUAGCCUGUGGCUACUGCUGCUGCCGGUGCUGCUGCCCUAAGCGCAGGGGCAGGAAGGCCCAGGUGGGACCCAUGACCCCACCGGGGGGGCCCAGGCGAUGACCGAGGAGCAGCGGGAGAGGAGACCCCCAAAGCCGUGACCCAGGCUGUCAGCCUGGCCCUGCAGCCCUCACCCCUCAAGACAAAGAUCCAGCCCCAGCCCCGGCCUAGCCCAGGAACCCGGACGCUGACUGAGACCCAGAGCCUCACGAAGGAAAUAAGGGCUGUUCUGGCCACGAAACUCUCACCUGCGAGUAAACACGGGGUGCCGAGGAGGAGUCGACUGUUUCUAAGACAGAAAACCACCAGGGAUUCUUUGCCUACCUGUGCUUUUUAACAACACACGGAAGCUGGGUCCCUAUGCCUAGAGGACAGCCUGCACCUGUGGGGAGCUGGCAGUGGAGGCUCCCAGGCCAAAGAGGAGCUGGCCAGUCAGAGGGGCUUCAUGCAAUAGCUCCUGGGUCCCAAGCCCUCCAGAGUGAGGGCACGUCAGUGUUCCAUUCCAGUAUCUACCUGUUUCUUUCCCAGUAAAAGCUCUGGUUACGUGUCUCGUGGCACUAGCCUCCCGUGCUGGGCUCUGUGCAUCGGGAGGGAGACGUGCCAGAAUUCCAGGGGUGUGGCCAGUGGCUGUGCCUCCCAGGCCUCUGCUCUCCCUGCAGCCACGGAAGCUGGAAAAACACGCAGGAAGGAAAGCCAUGCGGGAGGGAAGGCUGUGGAACCAGGGGAGGACGGCAGCGUCAUCCCAGCCAAGCACCAGCUGCGAGCAAGCUCUGCCUCCCAGAUGCCUGCCCGGCAGUGGCGGAGGCUGCGUCUGCCCCAGGCAGGUGCUGAGCUCAGGAAUCCACGCCGCAGUCGCCACUGCCAUUCGCUGUGGCUGGCACGCCCUGUCCCAGCAGGCUCAGGCCACUGGGUCCUCCCAACCUACUGGAGUAAGAGAGGGGAGGCCCCUAUACCUCACCCUGCAUCCCGCCUGCUCCAUCCUUUCCCCAACGUGUGCCGGACUGUC
Molecule: messenger RNA, 1249 nt
Organism: Hippopotamus amphibius kiboko
Lineage: Eukaryota; Metazoa; Chordata; Mammalia; Artiodactyla; Hippopotamidae
Gene: SMIM5
Product: small integral membrane protein 5
Exons: 3
Coding region: 16-306 (96 amino acids)
Source: RefSeq, a predicted model, not a curated record